Cladophialophora psammophila CBS 110553 is the source of this 774-nucleotide messenger RNA. RefSeq lists its product as uncharacterized. The record is from RefSeq and is a predicted model, not a curated record. Bases 1 to 774 code for a protein of 257 amino acids. NCBI's taxonomy places the organism in Eukaryota, Fungi, Ascomycota, Eurotiomycetes, Chaetothyriales, Herpotrichiellaceae. The transcript is spliced from 5 exons. Gene Ontology annotation, molecular function: hydrolase activity.
AUGGCGGACAAAGAAGGCUAUCUCGCAAAGCCAUCAGGCGACUGCUGCUUGAAAGGCUCACUUCACGAGGGGAAGCCCAGAGGCCGCACCGAGACGGUCGCCGGCGUCGAGACGUACAUCUCCACUCCGCAGGGCAAGAACAAUGGCAACAUCGUGCUCUACUUCCCUGAUGUAUGGGGCUUCUUCAACAACGGGUUCCUGGUCAUGGAUGGAUUUGCGGAUGCUGGCUAUACCUGUAUAGGGUUGGAUUAUUUCCGAGGGGACCCUGUGUGGAAACAUCGUAAGAAUCGCGAUGACCCAGCCCCAGGGUUUAAUUACGAGGCGUGGAAGAAGAAACAUAUCGCGUUCGCAGACGAGGUCGUUCCGGGCUGGGUUGAGGCUGUCAAGGCUCAGUUUGGCUCACCAACAACGAAAUAUGCGUGUGUAGGGUACUGUUUCGGGGCCCCAUAUGUCUGCAACGAGUUGGCCAGAGAUAUCUGUACUGCAGGCGCAUUCGCACACCCAGCAUUCCUGAAGGAGACGCAUUUCCGGCUGCUGAAAAAACCUUUGUUCCUGUCUUGUGCCGAGACAGAUCACACCUUUGGCACGGAAGCACGCAACGAAGCGGUCAAGAUCCUCCAGGAAGGCAGGAAGCCGUACAAUUUGCAGUUGUUUUCGGGUGUUGAACACGGGUUCGCGCUUCGUUGCAACCUGGACAACCCCUAUGAACGUUAUGCGAAAGAAGAGAGCCUGAGAGCGAUCGUUCAGUGGUUCAAUUUCUGGCUGUCACAGUAA